Molecule: messenger RNA, 2101 nt
Organism: Punica granatum (pomegranate)
Lineage: Eukaryota; Viridiplantae; Streptophyta; Magnoliopsida; Myrtales; Lythraceae
Source: RefSeq, a predicted model, not a curated record
AUUGUUGAGAACGGAUGUUACUUUGAAACUGCGGGGCAAUAACCACACAUUGACACAGUAUGCGCGUGUUGAAUUCCACACCAGCCACUAAUGUCAAAUUCCUGAAAUUAUAUAUGGUUUAAUUCAACCAUCUAUCAUAUCGAGUGCUUCAUACGAAGCAGCUAUAAAUAAGUGCCGUUUAACCGGUGAAUAGUAGUUCUGCCACAGCACCAGAGAAAGAGCUAUCUGUCAACUGUUCCGAGCAGCAAUACCGGACAUGUCAGACAUAAUAGACGGUAGGAUCGGCCCCGUUUUACCCGAAUACCGUUCCAUACAAGCUGCAGGUCUCUAUGAAGCAGCCAUCAGGGGGUCGGUUCCUACGCUAGAUGCAUUGCUCAAACGGCAUGGGAGAGUAAUUCUCCACCGAGUUUCACUCACACCGUUUGCCGAAACUCCCUUGCAUUUGGCGGCUCUCAUGGGCCACCUCGAAUUCUCGCAGCGGCUCCUUGCACUCAGACCCGAGCUUGCCUCCGAGCAGGACUCAGAAAAGUGCACGCCACUCCACUUGGCAGCAGCGAAUGGCCACAACCCGGUCGUCAAGGAGCUGCUGGAAGCAUCAGAGGGAAAGGCCUGUCUACUCCAGGACCAAGAGGGAAGAGUCCCACUCCACCUGGCCGCCAUGAGAGGGUGGGUCUCCGUGGUACGGGAACUCCUGAACUCAACGCACGCGCAGGAAUCUGUGAAGAAGAAGGUCGACGAUGGCGAUAGCGUUCUGCACCUGUGCGUGAAGUACAACCAUUUGGAUGUGUUGAAAGUUAUUCUGGGUUCGAUCAGUGGAAUCGAUGGAGAGGUCCUGAAGAUGACGGAUUCUCGUGGCAACACUGCUUUGCAUCUAGCUGUGAUGCUAAAGCAGAGGGAGACAGUUAGAUUCUUGCUUGAGUUACCAAGAGUGAGGACAGAAGUAAUUAACAUCACGAACGGGAUGGAUUUCACAGUACUGGAUAUACUAAACCACUCUCCAAGAGACUUCAGAAACCUGGAGAUUGGAGAAAUCCUAGCUGCAGCCAGAGCAAAAGCUGGAGCUGCGGUUGAGACUGAUGUGCUUCGACCACGUCUAACCCGUGGUGCCGUGAAGAGUGAUGUAGAUGGAGCAGUAGAAGUACCUGCGGAGGCACAAGCCCAAGUCCCAAAGGCAUGGAAGACACGGGUGUGGCACUUUGUGAAGCAGAUCAUGGACUACCGAGGGGACUGGAUGAAUGACACAAGGGGGUCCCUAAUGAUGGUGGCCAGCAUCAUCGCAACCAUCACCUUCCAAGCAGCUAUUGCACCCCCGGGCGGUGUGUGGCAGAACGACACCAUAGAGGCCUCGAGAGGUCCCUGUGGCAAGGAAAACAUAGUGUGUGUUGCCGGGAAUGCGGUGCUUGCUUACUACUACCCUGACAAGUACUAUAUCUUCAUGAGGUGGAACAUGAUCUCGUUCAUUGGGUCACUCAUGGUCCUGUUCCUGCUCAUUAGCGGGUUCCCGCUGAGCAACAAAUUCUGCCUAUGGCUCUUGUCACUAGCCAUGUGUGCAACAGUCACCUCCCUUGGCUACACCUUCUUCAAAGCCAUGUGGCUGGUGGUUCCAGAUCACUUGAUACCCCAAUAUGACGGGCUCAAGUAUGAUGUAUACUGCGUGUGGGCAGUGAUGACAGGUAUCGUCGGGCUCUUCCUUUUCAUCCGCAUGUGUUACUGGUUGAGACGCUUCAAGUACAAAGCUGCCUGGAGGAGGUUACUCAGACUUGGUCCCAGCACAUCAAAACUCGUAGUAGAUUCUUGCGCACACUGGAAAACUCAUCCAGCCGAUACCAGUAGCCGGUGCUAGCCUGCCAGAACUCAUUAUGUUAAGAGUGGAGUUUCUACCGUAGGAAUAUAUAUAAUGUUGGAGAUGUCUCAGGAGCUGAUUGGUCGAAGUCUAACUGUUUGUCUAUCCUUUAGGCAGUUCAUUGUUUCAUCGUUAGCAACAAAGUAGCUUAGCAGAGUUUCCUUUGGUUGUGUUUUAGUCGCGUAGUUUUUGCUUUGUUUGUUGGGUCUUAAAAGACAGAUGUAUGCAGUUCUCAUUUUAUGUGCGCAGUUAAUGAAG